Molecule: messenger RNA, 2282 nt
Organism: Annulohypoxylon truncatum
Lineage: Eukaryota; Fungi; Ascomycota; Sordariomycetes; Xylariales; Hypoxylaceae
Exons: 5
Coding region: 649-1911 (420 amino acids)
Biological process (GO): endocytosis; actin cortical patch localization; actin filament organization
Cellular component (GO): actin cortical patch
Molecular function (GO): phosphatidylinositol binding; ubiquitin binding
Source: RefSeq, a predicted model, not a curated record
GUUUCUAAAACGAGGAAGCCUCGAUAGUGAAAUAAUUCAAUGAGGAGCCACUAAUUUAGGUAAUUCGUUUAAAAGAAAGGCGCCACCACUGUAACACGAUUAAUUAUCUCACCCCGCCCCCAGUCAACAAUCGGCUAUCGACAGUUUCCUACCUAACGUUCGAAUCGACGUCGUCAGCUUGAGUCUCACAAGCUUGCUGAAUACCAAUUACCGGUGGUGAAUUCACCCAUCUCGUCCGAGUCAUCCGUCGAUCGAAAUUCCGUUCUUCUAGAAAACGUCAGAUAGAAUCAUCUUGCCAGGGCCGAAUACAGCACGCUAGUCAUUGCAUACUGCAAGCAGGUUCCGACAUUCCCUGUUAAGGAAGUCAAGUCAGCCCUAGGUCCUACAAUCAGGCACACUUCCGUGUAGGAUCACAGACGGAUGAUUCAGCAGUGAUCUAUUCCCGGAAGCCUUGUCGGAACUAAAGGCUACGCCUCCUCCAUAUUCAUUUGGCUAUCAUAAGGCUGUGACACUAUCACAUAUGAUCGCGAACUUCUUGAAAUCCAUUUAACCAUCUACGAUUCUUCCAGGCCCCCAAUCUUUUCGAAUCUACUUCCUUUUGACGUCAGAACGUCAUAGCGUCUCCUUAACCAGGUGCCGCCCGCAAACAUGUUCUCCCAGAAAAAGCCAUAUUCGGCUGUCACGGUGACGGUUGAGCGCCUCACCAGCGAGCAGUUUGAAGAGGAUGACCUCAGUGGCAUCCCCGACCUAGUCGAGGUUAUCAAGCUACAAAGUUCCGGUCCUGCAGAGGCUGCUCGUGCCCUUAGGAAAAAGUUGAAGUAUGGCAGCGUCCAUAGGCAGAUAAGGUCUCUUGUGCUUCUUGACGGCUUGAUUCAGAAUGCUGGUCCACGUUUCCAGCGAACCUUUAUUGACGAGCCACUUCUUGAGCGCUUACGAGUUUGCGGCACCUCGGAUCUAUCAGAUCCCGAUGUCAAGAAGAAAUGCUCCGAGUUGUUCAGAAGCUGGGCUUCAGAGUACAAGAAUACACCGGGCCUCGAAAGAAUUGCUAUGCUAUAUAGGGAACUUCCACGCCGUAAACAAGUCGUCACUCAAGCACAAUCUAAAGUCCUUCGCGAAACGGAGGAUCCUUUUCGUGACUCCGAAGAAGAAGCUGAAGGGCGUCGAAGCCCUAAAUCUGUGGCUUCGUCCUCGCGGCAGCCUGCCCCAGCUAGCCCAUCGCCCGGCCACGUCAAGUCACCAUCGAACUCCAGUUUCUUCUCUACUUCUUCCAAGGAUAAGAAGAAAAAGGAUAAGAGCAAGAAGAAGCAUAAAGCAUUUAACCUUGAAGCCGAGAAGGAUGCAAUGAAAGUUGCAAUCGCGGAGUCUUCGAUCGCCGCUACCAAUCUCAUGAACUCCCUUCAGAGCAUAAAUCGAGAACAAGAACGGAUCUCGGAAAAUCCCAUAGUCGUGGACCGAUUCGAGAUUUGCAAAAAGCUGAGAAGGAGAAUACUACGUUAUAUUCACCAUGUUGAAGAUGAGUCAUGGCUUGGUGGCCUUCUUCAUGCUAAUGAUGAACUUGUCGUCGCCCUUAUGACAUAUGAGCAGCUAGAUCGUUCAAUCGACGCUGAUAGUGAUUCCGAGGACGAGCUCGCAGAGCAAGCGCACCUUUAUAGGAUGGCGUCUGAGAAACACCAACAGCAAAUGUCACCUCCUACAAGCCCUGUGUCAGACAUGGCUCAACUUAGUAUGAAUCCAAGCCAUCCGCCUAGGCCCGUACCGCCUCCGCGACCAUCUGCCGCAUCCAAGCCGUCGAUAUCUUUACACACAAUUCCCGAGCCAGAUUCGGAGGAGGAUGAAGAUGAAAAUGACCCUUUCGCUGAUAGAAAUGCAGUCAUAACGCCGAAGGUGGAAAGUGGUGAACCUCGAUGGUAGGUAUCAUUGAGCUCGAUCCUGGUGUGAAGUGACGGACUGGCCAGACCACGUAUUGCGGGUGUUCCUACAGGCUUCACCACGUAAUGGUGGAUGGAUUACGAAGAUACCUACUUUGUUUUAGUUGAAGAUCCGGUUAAUUCAUUUUCUUCUCCUAUCUUUGGAAUAUUGUGGAUCAGUGAUGUUCACGUCUCCUUAUAUCAGCGGGUUCUUUGGUCAAAGCCACCACAUAUGAGUCGUCUUGUUGCAAUUAUCCUACUUAUUCUGAUCCUAUCUGAUAUCUCCCUGUAUGUUGCUCUUCGUAGCGUUUCGACUUUUUAUAUCAUGAUCAUAGGUAUCUAUAACGAAUUCAAAUCAUACACAGUUUUCUCCGA